Messenger RNA from Numida meleagris (helmeted guineafowl), 6701 nucleotides. RefSeq names its product T-box 20 (gene TBX20). The coding region runs from base 209 to 1531 and encodes 440 amino acids. The record is from RefSeq and is a predicted model, not a curated record. Gene Ontology annotation, cellular component: nucleus. Gene Ontology annotation, molecular function: RNA polymerase II cis-regulatory region sequence-specific DNA binding; DNA-binding transcription factor activity, RNA polymerase II-specific. Lineage: Eukaryota; Metazoa; Chordata; Aves; Galliformes; Numididae. Gene Ontology annotation, biological process: heart looping; regulation of transcription by RNA polymerase II; positive regulation of DNA-templated transcription. The transcript has 8 exons.
CCUCCUCCGCGGCCGCGCCGAGCCGGGGCCCUUGACGUGUCCCGCCGCCGAUUGGCCGCCGGCCGAUAGCAUCUCGGCGGCCGCGCGUUAAGGCGGGGGAGAGCGCGGUCCCGGCCGCAGAGAGCCGCCGCGACGAGACUAGACGGGACGGAGCAGAGCGAAGCGAAACAUAGCGUAGCCGAGCCAAGCCGCCCCGGCGGGGCUCGCCAUGGAGUACACACCGCCCCCGAAGCCGCAGCUCUCGUCUCGGGCCAACGCCUUCUCCAUCGCCGCCCUCAUGUCGAGCGGCAGCUCCAAGGACAAGGAGGCCGCCGAGAGCACCAUCAAGCCUCUGGAGCAAUUCGUUGAGAAGUCCUCCUGCGCGCAGCCUCUGAGCGAUCUGUCCGGCCUGGAGCCCCACGGGGACUUCAGCGGCAGCCCCUCGGCCCUGUGCACCGAGCCCCUCAUCCCCACCACCCCCAUCAUCCCCAGCGAGGAGAUGGCCAAAAUCUCCUGCAGCCUGGAGACCAAGGAGCUGUGGGACAAGUUCCACGAGCUGGGCACCGAGAUGAUCAUCACCAAGUCCGGCAGGAGGAUGUUUCCCACAAUCAGGGUUUCUUUCUCGGGAGUGGAUCCUGAAGCCAAGUACAUUGUGCUGAUGGAUAUCGUUCCGGUGGACAAUAAGAGAUACAGAUAUGCCUAUCACCGCUCCUCCUGGCUGGUAGCUGGGAAAGCCGACCCUCCGCUCCCAGCAAGGCUGUAUGUGCACCCCGACUCCCCGUUCACGGGUGAGCAGUUGCUGAAGCAGAUGGUCUCUUUCGAGAAAGUGAAGCUCACGAACAACGAGCUGGAUCAGCAUGGUCACAUCAUUUUAAACUCCAUGCACAAGUACCAGCCAAGAGUCCACAUCAUUAAGAAGAAAGAUCACACAGCUUCUUUGUUAAAUCUGAAAUCUGAAGAGUUCAGGACGUUUAUCUUUCCAGAGACAGUUUUUACCGCUGUCACAGCCUACCAGAAUCAAUUGAUAACCAAGUUGAAAAUUGACAGCAACCCUUUUGCCAAAGGAUUCCGCGACUCUUCCAGACUCACUGAUAUCGAGAGAGAAAGUGUGGAGAGCCUUAUCCAAAAGCAUUCCUAUGCCCGAUCCCCCAUACGAACCUAUGGUGGAGAAGAUGAUCUGGGAGAUGACAGUCAGGCAACGCAAAGCAGAGGAUCAGCUUUUACAACAUCUGAUAACCUGUCCCUCAGUUCCUGGGUAUCCUCCUCAACCAGUUUUCCUGGAUUUCAGCAUCCCCAGUCUCUGAGUGCCCUGGGUACCAGCACUGCGUCCAUUGCUACACCUAUUCCUCAUCCAAUCCAAGGAUCCCUGCCUCCAUACAGCCGCUUGGGAAUGCCUCUUACGCCCUCUGCGAUAGCCAGCUCCAUGCAAGGUAGUGGCCCCACUUUCCCUUCUUUCCACAUGCCAAGGUACCACCAUUAUUUUCAGCAGGGUCCUUAUGCAGCUAUCCAGGGACUCCGUCACUCCUCUGCAGUGAUGACACCAUUUGUAUGACUGAUGUAAGAUGACAGAAACAAAAGAUUUUAAAUGCGCAAGCUCGAUAUGAAAAAAUACAAGGGACCUUCCCAAAAGGCCUGUGGUGGGAGACUGCUGAACUCAAAACAAACCAGCUAAGAAAAUGCAUUGUGGAGAUUGAUUCCUCCAUUGAGGGAUCACAAGAAGAGAGCAUGCAGCUUGGAGCUGCUCACAGACUUAUGUGUAACACAGUCAAAACAGAUCUCAAAGUUCCCAGGAUUUCUGGUCAUGUGCAGGUUGUUCCAAAGGUUCAUUAUGCCUAGCAGAAAGAGACUAUGUUUAUGCAGCAGUGUACAAAUUAAUUGUGUGUAAGUCCUUUUCCGUAUGCUAGAAAGAUUCUGAAAAAGGCAAUACUCUUAUUCAUCGUCAUCUUUUCUUGUGACUAAUGAGCAUCUAAACAGAAAAAUGUAUCACUGUAACUUUGAGCAUGUUUUAGGCUAUCUCAGCAUGCAUUUGCUGGGAAUGGGACAAAGUGGAGAAGACCACUGUCCUUUUUAAAAGUCUGGCUUAUACUCAUCAAGAGCAGUAUUUCAUAAUUGCUACUAUAAUCUCAUAGAGAAAAUAAUUAGCAAGUAUUUACUUUUUCUUUUAUCUUUCUUUGUUUCUUUCACAAAACAUUUAACAGUUCCAAGAAGAGCUAUGUUACAGGACAGUAGCAGUAAUGAUGUAUUCUGUUCUGAUUGUCUCGUAUCCAGGGAGGAGCAAUUUAGCAGUCCAUUAAGAUAUGAUGAAGGAAAAUGUUGAGUUUUAGAAAAUCUGUUGCUUUUAAACUUAGAAGCUCAAGAUACUGUGUUUUUAAACCAAAGCUUCUGUUUGCUGCUGUGCUUGCCAUGUGUGUCCAGCAGCAAAUGGGUACCAUUAAUUAACAGAAUUUCAGGCUAGAUCAGUCUAUACCUAGACUCUAGAUCAAACUAUAAUCAAUAGAUUCAUAUAAAAUUAGCAGUAUCUUGGAGUAUGUUUCUACUUAGUCUGUUUUCUUGAGUUUGGUCAUUAUUGUUACUAGACAAGAUGUUUGGCCAUGAAACAAGAGAUGUACUGUUUCGUUUUUCAAGUUCCAGUUUCUUUGGGAAAAUAUCAAUGCUGAAAUUUGCCUAUAUAUAUAUAUAUAUUAUUUGUAUCUGCCUUAUUUUAGUUAGUAAUAAGAGUUCUCAUUGAAAAUACUGUCCACUUUUUCUAGUACGUUGUGUCUGAUGCAACAGAGGAUCUGUGGAUUCAUGGGAUAAAUUGACCUCCACAGAGAGCUAGCACGAAUCCUUUGCACUGUUGAAAAGAGAACUGGUGUGAUGCUGGUUUUCUGCCUGGUGGGAACUAGGAUUUCACUGUAAAUAAGAAGUCAAAACACAUUUUCUGUGUUUUGUUGCACCCAAGUUAUAGAUGGUAAAACAUCUAUUAGUAAAAAAAAAAAAGAGCUUGCAACCCAAUCUUAUAUAUUAAGGGAUUUGUGUAGAGCUGGAACAGAUUGAAAAACAGACAUGUUGGCAUUGUUCUUCUCUAUUUUUGCCCAAUGAGCAUUGGUGCCAUAAGAUGAGAAGUACAGUGCAGUAUAUUGAGUGAAGGGCAGGGCAAGUCACCAGCUUUUUUUGUUGUCACAUUGCCUCAUCGUACCAGCCCAGGCACAGAGAGCAGUGACAACAUCCCAGACUUUUCUCAGCUUCUACUGUAGGCCAACGCAUGAAUUCAAAGAUAAGGACCAUCUAUUUAUCUUCAAGUAGCUGAAUUUAAGAUCUUGCAAAUUGGCCAUUACAAUCACCUUAGUUAUCUGCAGUAUCAUUCUAAUUUCCCUUUACUCAUUGUUGGGCAUGCUAAUAACAAAUUACCUGGGAAAAUCUGCAACUUUUGUGCUCUGCACGUGAAUGAAACCAAACUUCUAUUUGCAGACUCUGGAUUUAGCACUACUACAAGCAGUUUUUUAAAAACAUACAAAGAGCCAAGCUCUGCUACAGUAUUUUAAUGGUUUAGAAUCAGACACUGAAUAAAUUGUCUUGAUAUAUCUAAACAUUAAAUUUUGCUCUAGGCAACAGACACAUCUGGAAAGUGCACAUUGCAAGGUUGUGCAUACUCAUGACCUGUUCUAAUAUAAAAAUAUUAUUUUUCAUGAAAUUAUAUGAUACUAGAAAAAUCUAGAUGAUACUAGAAGAGUGCUGCAAGAAAAUACCUCUUCAAGUACAUAUUCAAUUCUACAUACAUGAGAAUUUCAGGGGAGAGUUGGAAGGAAAUUUUAAUGUCUCUUCUUCAAUUGCUUGACUUCUCUAAAAAAAUAUGCACAGCUGUAUGAAGGUCCUGUGGUGAGGCUCACUACAGCCUGCGGGGAAGUUCUGUUUCUCAUAUCUAUUUCCUUCUGCAGCUCCAUUACCUUAUCUGAAGCUGCAGGGAAUAUGGUUAGGCCCAGAAAUCAAGCCAGUAGCUUUAAUUCUGAUACUUACACUAGAAAGUGAUCAAGUAGGAAGGCUGCUUUCACAGGGCUUCAGAAAUACGUUUGCAACAGGUAGGCUGGUUUAGGCAAGCUGUUCAAGUUAUGUAAAGACUGCCCAUACAUUGACCUGUCCUUCUUUUGUGAGUCAAAUUUGGAGAAAUAAACUGCACAAUUUUUAGCCCUUCUCCAGUCCCCGUUCUAAAAAUACCAAUAUUUGGCAUGUAAAAAUUCUCCUGAUACUGCUUCAGAAAAAAUGCUCCAGGCUCUUCUUGAAGGAAUGAAUCCAGAUUUUGAUAUCAUUUACAAAAAUAUCAAAUGAAAGACACUUAUCAUUACAAGUAGAAUGUGUUGUAUAUUUGAAAAAGGUGGCAGUAGACUCCCACUCUAUAAAAAUGUGGUAAAGCCAACACCUCUUCCAAAUUUUCUGUGGUGAGGUUUACAUUAACGAUGAUCAAGAACAGUUUCUGCAGAAUUAUCUGUCAAAUCCACAGCCUGGUUUUUCCAGUCAGGUCAAGGCUCAAGUCCUGCUCUCCACACAGCUUCUUCUCACCCCUCUGUGGGCAGCAAGAGAGUGAUUCCAAGACGAAAUUUCUGCUCCUCUUAAAACAGUGGUAAAUUUCUUGACUGUAAUCAAGACAGGAUUUCAUACAAAUUCACAUUCUUUCCUAAAAAUAAAGUCUAUCUGCAGGGAUGGUGACUAUGACAGCAGCAAUAUAGGAAGUUUGCAGAACAGACUAAAAAACAGGUAUUAAUCAGCUUCAGCACUGACUUCAUAACUGGAAGAACAUUAACAUAAAUGUGUAAUUAAUUGGUUAAAGAGUGAAAUUGUUUUGCCUAAAAAAAAAAUUGUACUACUUUGAAAAUAACUCAGUAAUUUAUUUAACGAGUUGCUGUAAUGCUGUCACAGCUCUAUUACUUUCAGGAUAGAACAUCUGUUGCUGGUAGAUGUUCUAGGAAUGCCAAAUGUAAUCUAGAGUUUAUUUUCCAAUAUAAUUCACAUUUUACAUCCCAUGAGAGGUGCUCUUCACCUUUAUGAGCUAUCUUGGCUGAGCAAACUGGUGCUGUUUAGUGUUUUUUUUAUUAUUGUUUUAUUGAAGAAGGAUGGAGAGAACAUGCCUGAAUAUGCUUUUCAGAAAGAAUGAUAAGAUUAUCUUCCAAAGUGUUAAAAGUACUUUUGGGUGUUUUCUGGAUUACCAUUUUAUCCAUAGACAGUUAACAGCCUUAGGUCUUUUAUCCAACAAAAGCAUCCCAAAACUAACAAAACUAACAUAAAUACGUUUGUCUAUUUUUUUUACUUCUUGUUUUGGAGCCUUGAGACAAGCUAGAAUCAAAAACAUUUUAAAUUUGGCUGUUUGUUUUGUGGUAUUGGUUUACAUGGCCUGAGGAACUCUCAAAGAUAAAAAUUCAGUCUCACUGGUUUCAGGGUACUCUCCAGAUAGAAACGGGCAAGCAAGCAUACACUAAGUGGAUAAAGCUGCAGAGUUUUUAAUGGAAAUGCUUCUUUGCGAGUUCAACUAUAGUGUGCUGUAUGAUAACUUACAUCCAUGUAGUGCAGCCUAAAAAAUGCAAUAACAAAUUUUUCCCCAGAAGGUUUUAUUCUUGGAUAAAGGACACACACAUGCAGUGUGUACCUGAAGGCCGUGACACUGUAUGAAUGUGUAUACGUAUGAAGAUAGUGCAGCUUCCAACAUCCAGCAAGCACUAACUCGUAUUUGAAAAUGUACCUCUUCUAAAUCGAAAAAAGUCUGGGCUGGCAACUUGAUUAUAGCCUACAUCCUCUGCAUGCACAUGAAUGUUAUAAAGAAACAGAAAUAUCAAUGAAAAUUUUUGCAAAAACCUGGGGAGCUUUCCAAAAUUGGAAGGUAAUGAAACUGUGGGAAUUCCCUCCUGGAUAAGGGGUAGAGAGAUGGUGAGAUCAGUGUAACACUUUGGGUUCCUCACCUGGAAGGAAGUCUUGGCCUCAGCGCUUAUGCUCGUCAUCUGCAGAGGGGUGAUGUCCACUUACUGCAAGAUUAUGUUUCAUUUUGAUGAGAUGUUAUUCUCACCAUUCCUUACAGAGUGCUUUCUGCUGCAGAAGAUGUGGUUUCUGUACUAUUUACUUGCUGGCCAGAGGAUUUAUGUAUUACUCUGUGAUAAACUGUCCCCAAAUAUAACCUCUAGUUUAUAAAGUAACAACUUAUUUUCCUUUAUUUUAUCUUUCUAAAAGAAACUAAGCAGUGAUUUAAGUAAACUUUGAAUUAACUUUUUAUAAUACUUUAAGGACAAAAAAUACAGUUUGCUGUAUUUUACCUUUAGUACAUUUAAACAACUUUUUUUUUUUUUUUUCAAUUGUACCUUCAGAAACAUGAGGAAAGAUUUGGUUUAAAAAUAAGGAAGGUAAAAACUGGAUGUAAUCUCUUUAACAGAAUGUACCACAGUUCUGCUGUUUGCUGUGUUGACUUUGUUGUUUAUAAUGCAUUGCGUGAGCACAUUCACCAUGUACUGAAGUGUGUGUUUGUGUGUAUGGGGAGGGGUAGGGGGAAAUCUUUUUAUGGAAAAAGAAGUUAUGAACAUAAACUAUGAAGCAACAUCUAAUGAAAAGUUUCUUUUUAAGUGCAAUAUAUUUAUUUCUGCUAGAAAUAUAAUAUCAACAUUAUGUAAUAUUUGAAGCAUUAAAUGUUAUUUGUAAACAGCUUAAAAUUAUAUAUAUAUAUCACAAAACUGUACAGAAGUGCAAAUGUGUGGAUAUUCUGUUUC